Epinephelus fuscoguttatus (brown-marbled grouper) is the source of this 1153-nucleotide messenger RNA. RefSeq names its product transmembrane protein 251 (gene lyset). The transcript has 2 exons. The record is from RefSeq and is a predicted model, not a curated record. Lineage: Eukaryota; Metazoa; Chordata; Actinopteri; Perciformes; Serranidae. The coding region runs from base 157 to 543 and encodes 128 amino acids.
GGAGGAUCGGCCCUGUUAAUGACGUCAUCCAUGGGUGUCAGGUGACAAAACAAGGGGGAGACUGUACUUCCUGGAGCUCCGGGACCGACAGAGCAGACUGACGAGCCGACAGCAGAGUUUUGAUUUGAAAGAAUCAGCGCGGAGGAAGUAUGGAGGAUGAUGAACUUCCGUCAGCGGAUGGGAUGGGUGGGCGUGGCUCUCUACCUGCUGCUCAGCGUCAUGGCAGUGUACUAUGUAUUUGAGGUUCACAGUUUCAGUCUGGAGCACGUGCAGAGAGGCGUGGUCGACCCGUCGGCUCCACCCCUCGCUGUCAGCUGGUCUCAGAGCGUCAGCGCUCGUCUGCCGCCACUUCCUGUCUGGAUAUGGGCAUCAGUCUUCCUGCUGCCGUACCUGCAGCUCUUCCUCUUCCUGUUCUCCUGUACAAGAGCCGACCCUCGAGCAGUUGGAUACUGCGUCCUUCCUGUCUGCCUCGCCUUGCUCUGCAGCCGCCACGCCACCCGCAAACCGGCCAAUCAGAGGGGUCAGCUGCUCAUCGACACGUAGAGAGGAGGACAACCAAUCAGAGAGGCCAGCAGCUCAUUGACACUGAGAGGAGGCAACCAAUCAGAGAGGCCCGUCCCUCUGACAACAAACUGAACUGUUUGUGUUGUUUGUGAUGUCACUUCCUGUGUGCCUUUAAACAGAUUAACAAACUGUCCUGUGACAUUUGAACCCUUCGCCCUGUCUGCCAGGAGCUAACGCUAGGACUGCCCUGAAUAUUGUCUAUCAGAACAAAUAGUACUGCCCUGAGUGUCGCCUGUCAGGCAGCUGUCAGUUUAUUAUCGUAACUCCACAGAUGCUGUGCUGUGAUUGGCUGGAGGAUGUUUAGUAUGCGCCUGUCUGUGGUCACUUCAGCCCAUAGUUACCUGAAGCAUCAGUGCUGUUGCUAUGGUUACAUGCAGUCAAGAAUUUAGAAUGGAACUUUAACUACUGACCUGACAGCUGCCGGCCAAUCACAAGAUGAGUCACAUGACACACGCUGGUAACCGUCAUAACUUUAUUACAACAUCAAUGAAAUGAAAAAAAAAAACAUACUGCAAAGUUUUUAUAAAGAUUUGUAAUUUGUUUUACUAAGAAAAAAAAACUGUAUUUAUCAUCAGUGACUUCAGGAACA